UACAAAUCUGCCGCACGCGAACCUUUAGCUAGAAAUCUCAACAAGCCAAGCGCACAGUUCUUUGUUGCAUGCCGCAACAAACGGUCGUAAGCUCCUUCGAAACGCUGUUAAAGUUGAAGUGUGCGCGCGCAGCAUUGUAAUAUAGUAUAUAUUAGUCUCUAUCCGAGCAACGCUAGUCAGCGCUGCUUCGUAUUGAGUUAACGCUUCGCUUUAAGCGAUCUUUUCGGGCACUAUGCGCGUCGUACGAGUCCUUUUUGGCGUCGCGCUGUUCGUCGGCUGCUGCAGCACAUUAGCGUUCAGCUCAGAUGCAGGCACAAAGCUCGAUUUGCAGGUGCGAAGCCGGCGUAGCUUGGAUGUGGGCUGGCUACUACGUAAUUUGCUUUUAAAUAGCGCCACUGCAAGUGAAUUGAAGGCGAAUGUGACGCGCACGAUUGCCACCGCACAGCCACCACCAACUACUAGGCGUCCGAGGACAACGCGUCCCCCCACCACACCGGCUCCGCCUCCGCCACCUCCACCUCCAUUUAAUCCGUUCUUUAACAAGUUUGCCUUAUUUGCCGGCUCGUCUGAUUUCUGGAAACAACCAACGCGCGCCACAACAACUACGACCACAACCACUGAGGCGCCUGAGACAGAGCCGCCACCACCGCCACCGCCGCCGACCAGACGUCCGCGCCCACGUCCUAAGCCAUUCAUACGUCCACCGCCUGGUUUUAAUAAACCAUAUGGUGGCUAUGACUAUGACUACUUUUAUCCAUCUGGAUACGAUGGCUUUCUGUCACGCGGCAACCUGCGCGCUGGUCCUGCGGAUUAUGAUUAUGAUGACACGCCAGCUGCACAGUCAGCGCCACCUCCUUCGCCUUCGCCACCACCUCCGCAACCACCACCGCCAUCGCCGCCGCCUGCGCCACGUAAAAACGCGCGCAAUCGUCAACGCCCUGCAGCUCCACCACCACCACCAGCGCCAACCCAACCGGCACCUCCACCACCACCGCCACCAACUAGGCGUCGUCCAGCUCCACCGCCAGCACCAACACAACCAGCACCUCCACCACCACCACCGCCAGCUAGGCGUCGCCCAGUUCCACCGCAACCACCACGAGUACCGCCACAAUCAGCACGACUAUUGUACCAGUAUGCGCAGCGAGAUGAUACCUCAUCCAAUGAUUACAACGAUGAUGCAGAAGCCGAACAGCCCGAGACCGCACCCGAAGCAGAUAAUCCACCACAAGCAGAAGCAGAAGACGACAACCUCAAUGCAGCACCAGAGGGCGCUGACGCGACGAAUGGCGAUGUAGGUGAUGAAAAUGAAAUUCCAGAUAAUGAAGACGCCGGACCACCGCCCGAAGUUCUAUCACCGCGACUGCCCAACUUUGGUCGGCGUCCUAACGCGAGGCCAGCGUCUCCACCACCUUUUGCCGCACCAUCCUACUAUGAUUCAGUUCCUUCUUCACCAUAUAAUUUCGGUUCCUUUAGUGCUGGCUCGGGCUUUGGCAGUUCCUCUUUCGGCUUAAAUCGUGCUAGUCCUGCUAAGGGUUCGUAUCAGUUCCGUGACGCAUUCUCUGAUUUCCAAACCAACUACGACGGUGGCCAUUUUCAGCCAAGCGGCUACAGUUCAUAUAAAUAUUCCAUUAAUUAG
Molecule: messenger RNA, 1639 nt
Organism: Zeugodacus cucurbitae (melon fly)
Lineage: Eukaryota; Metazoa; Arthropoda; Insecta; Diptera; Tephritidae
Exons: 2
Coding region: 233-1639 (468 amino acids)
Source: RefSeq, a predicted model, not a curated record